GAGGUUACUGGUGGUAUCAUUACUUGGGCGCUGUUUCACCGCAGUAUAUAACCCGGUUUUGUGGUUAUGGGAGAUUUGCGCGAAAGAGUAGAGGCUGAUGGGGCACCAGCUAUUCAACCUCAAGUUACCCAGACUGCUCGAUAUGAACCCACAAUUGAACCAGCAAACGACGCGGACAAACUCCGACAAAGGCUGAACACGUAUGCACGAUGGACAAGUCAGAAGAGCGCAUUGCAGCUGGCAACUUCAGGAUUUAUAUACACAGGUAUCACGGACAAGGUCGAGUGUCAGUCUUGUGGUAUUCGGCUGUACAACUGGCAAGAUGACGAGGAUCCUCUCCAAGCACACAAGAAAUAUGCCCCGGAUUGUGAAUUCAUGACCAAGAAUUUCCCCCAGAUAAAAGCACCCCCGAAACCAACGAAGAUCCUCACAGUGAAGUACUCCCAUUACUCUGAUUAUGAAACGCGCCUGAGGAGUUUCGACUCGUGGCCACUGAAGUGUGUCGCCCAAAAACCCGAGAUGAUGGCCAGGUCAGGGUUUUUCUACAUAGGGUCAGCUGACCGGGCAAGGUGUUUUCACUGUGGUGUGACAUUGAGAGACUGGGAUACGGACGACUACCCACCAUGUGCACACAAGCAGUGGUCUGAGAACUGCCCUUAUGUUCAGCAACUUGAUGUGGAUGGAAUGAAAAAAGAAAUUGAAGAGUGGGAAAGGACUGACAAAUUGAGAAUUCAGUUUGAAAAUUCAACUUUUAUCGAUGUUAAUUCCAGCAAACUUAACAAUGUGAAUGUUGGUUGCUACGGUGCUGGUGACAUCACAGUUGACGGUGUUACAAGUGGUGCAGCGGCCAAUCCCCAAGUCCACUCCCAAGUUUCAGAUCCUUCUAAUGACGAUUUCGGAAAUAGCCCCGCGAUCCAGGCGGUCGUGGAAAUGGGUUAUUCUCAUGACAUGAUCAGGCAAGCCAUAGCCAUUAGAAGGAAAAAUGGAAAUGGGGAUUUUCCCGAUGCGGUUACACUCUUUCAAGCAAUCAUGGACGUUGAAGACGGAAGGUGAAAUCUUCAUGAAACACACCACGUUCCCAUUAACCAGGACCAUUCCACAAACCCACGUGGACCGUGCGAGAUGGUCCUCCCAGAGGUUGGUCCAGGUGGCUGAAGACAAAGGGCCACACACACACGGAAUUUAAACUUGAACACUGUUCAAUAACUGAAAACUUAUUAUAUGUAGUUCAAGUUCACAUUUGGUAUCGUUCUUAUGGCUGUGCAUUGCACUGUUAAUUAUUAUAGAUUGGCGCUUACAUUCGUCACAUUUAAUAGAAAACAUCUAAUGGGUUAUCCCGAAUAAACAUUCAGUCAUUGAAUAGCUUUGUGGGAGGGAGUUAGAAAAUAACUUGAGAGUUAAACAAUACCAACAGUUCUAUGACCAGUGUUAAAUUGGUUGUUUGAUAGAAGCUAUUCAUAUGAGUUAACUGUUUGUUUAGUGACGCGGGUUUGUCAUAGAGACAGUUUAACUGAUCUCACAAACCAAGACCUGACUGACGACUUAGCUCAGUCGACCCACACAUACAGUAAACUACGUUUAUAACGAACACGCUUAUAACGAACUGUUCUUUUGGUCCCAUCCAUUUGCUGUAUAUAUGUUGUAAAUAUGCUUAUAACGAACUAAAUUUAGUGGUCCCUUUGAGUUCGUUAUAACCGUAGUUUACUGUACUUGACUCCAUGGACAGCUACACACAUUUGUCCACAAAAUGGUCAUUUGGCCUCUGUACACCUUAUCAGUAUUGUUAACCACGGUGCUUUCACGCAUAGCGAUAAAUACAACAAAGUUGCAGUCAUCUGCAUAACAUGUACACAUGUAUAUUUGUAGAAUAUCAAAUAUAUACUGUGAAACCUCGUUAAUCCGGAUCGUACCGUCCCCAGUAAAAUCAUCACGAUCAAAGACUCGUAAGUGGGUUGGAGCGUCCUACUGAACUAAAUAUAGACGUUUCCGACAGUCAUCUCACGGAAUAAAUGGUUUCCAGAUUAAAGGGUACGGUAUCACAGUUCGCUUAAUCUCCGUAUAACUGGAGCUUAAACUAGUACACAAGAAAAAAGGUUAUUAUUUGUGUAUAAAGUCUGUGUGUAAUUUCAUGAGGGUGGUUCGGGAUUGGGGACAAUUACAGGUAGAUUCUGUGUAAUUAUACAUUGAGGUCCGACGUUUGUGUUCUUUUGGGGUUUUUUUCUUACGGAUUUGGGGCCCAAAAUUCAGGGUGAAGUGUUUGUUUUUAAGAUUAUCUUGUCAACAGGCUUAUAUAUAUAGAUGUUUAAUAAAUUUAAAACUACUUUCCAGAGUGACUUUGAUGAAAUCUAUGAUAUAAUCAUGGGGGAAAUCGUGUAUGAAAGGAGUUUAACAGCUUUUUAGCAAUACCGAUGUGAAGAACGCCUAGCCAUUGUUACACUUUUUUCGUUAUAUGAAAAAUAUGGAUUAAGAAUCCGGCUAAAGUGACCGACCAUUUCGUACUCAGGGGGGCAGCUGAGAUUUUGUAUAUUGCGUAAAUUGAAAAAAUAUUAACCUAAAUAAUAAAGCGAAAAAACAUUUUUUGUGGCCAUCAAUUUUUAUUUUUUAAGUCUGAACCAUAAUCAUUUUUUCAAGAAUUUUCUGGGACAAAUCAAAUGGCCGGUCCUAAAAUAAGUAACAUUACAAACAACGGUAUUCUCAUCGUUGUUGAAUUGCAUCUAUUGUUGAUCAAGGGAUUACUAAAGUAUUACUAUUUGUAAACUGGCUUCUCACCCCCGUGAUGAAUAUCAUAGAUUUCACAUUUCCCCGAUGUGGAUUUUUAUUUUAUCCUUAAUUAGAAAACAUGUUCAGUACACAUUUUCAUUUGUUGUAAUUUAUAUUGAUUGAUAUGUACAGCUUAAAAUAAAAAAUUCAAAUUC
This is a messenger RNA of Haliotis rufescens (red abalone), 2915 nucleotides long. RefSeq names its product baculoviral IAP repeat-containing protein 2-like. The record is from RefSeq and is a predicted model, not a curated record. The transcript has 3 exons. NCBI's taxonomy places the organism in Eukaryota, Metazoa, Mollusca, Gastropoda, Lepetellida, Haliotidae. Bases 67 to 1053 code for a protein of 328 amino acids. Gene Ontology annotation, cellular component: nucleus; cytoplasm.